GCCAUAUGGCCCCCAAAGAACUAGUUCUUUUAGGCCAUCCGAGGACUCGGUUCUCUCCGGUCACGCUCGCGUGGAAGCGAGUAGAGGAACCGAAGAAGCUUCGCUUCGAGAGCCCUUCUUCUCCCUCACAGGUAUGCUUGAUGAUUGUGAAUUCUGUUUAUCAGACGUGAGAUGAAGAAGACUGCAUUUGACCGAUCUUCUCAAAUAAAUUGCCGUAGGUAUAACAUUUUGAAAUUUAACUGGCUUCUGUGGGCACCAUGGUUGAUGCAAGCAAGGAUGUUGAUGGGAGUUUUCCUGGGGAGAAAAAAAUUACUGUCGUCUUUGUUUUAGGUGGGCCUGGCAGUGGAAAGGGCACACAGUGUGCUAAUAUUGUCAAACACUUUGGGUUCACUCAUCUCAGUGCUGGUGAUCUUCUGCGUGCAGAAAUUAAAUCUGGAUCCGAAAAUGGAACCAUGAUUCAGAACAUGAUAAAGGAAGGAAAAAUUGUCCCCUCUGAGGUUACAAUUAAACUUUUACAAAAGGCUAUGCUUGAAACUGGAAAUGACAAAUUUCUUAUUGAUGGUUUUCCCCGGAAUGAAGAGAAUCGUGCUGCAUUUGAGAAACUUACAAAAAUUGAGCCCGAAUUUGUACUAUUUUUUGAUUGUCCAGAGGAGGAGAUGGAGCGACGACUUCUAAGUCGCAAUCAGGGAAGAGAUGAUGAUAACAUUGAAACCAUAAGGAAGCGGUUUAAAGUAUUUGUUGAAUCCAGUUUACCUGUAGUUGAGUAUUAUGCUGCAAAGGGAAAGGUCCGGAAGAUUGAUGCUGCAAAGCCCAUUGAUGAGGUUUUUGAAGCUGUGAAGGCCAUUUUUGCCCCAUUUAAUGCUGAGGCUGUUUAGAGCUAUGAGGAGGAUACAAACCAAUAAACUAUCAAAGGCACUAUUUUGGAGAACAAUUUGGGUGAAUUUAUAAUAUGAAUCAACCUAUGUAGGCAUGCAUACCGGUUAUAGGAGAAAAUUAUAGCUCAUUUAUGUUAUAAAUUUGUUAUCUGAAUGCUCAUAAUGGAUAUACCUAUAGAUGGUUCCAUGUUAUUUAUUAUACAUGGUUAUCCCACGUCCUGAACAUUUCCUUAAUAUAAUUAAUAAAUUGUCUAUUUUUUUAUUUGUGUAUUGCUAGUCAAAGUUUUGUAAAUCUGCAUUGUAGAGUAAAUGGCAGUUUAAUUGUGAUUA
Messenger RNA from Elaeis guineensis (African oil palm), 1205 nucleotides. RefSeq names its product UMP-CMP kinase 4. The record is from RefSeq and is a predicted model, not a curated record. Gene Ontology annotation, biological process: pyrimidine nucleotide biosynthetic process; 'de novo' pyrimidine nucleobase biosynthetic process. Lineage: Eukaryota; Viridiplantae; Streptophyta; Magnoliopsida; Arecales; Arecaceae. Gene Ontology annotation, molecular function: ATP binding.